Messenger RNA from Stegastes partitus (bicolor damselfish), 2775 nucleotides. RefSeq names its product calcium binding protein 2b (gene cabp2b). Gene Ontology annotation, molecular function: calcium channel regulator activity; calcium ion binding. Gene Ontology annotation, cellular component: cytoplasm. The transcript is spliced from 7 exons. Lineage: Eukaryota; Metazoa; Chordata; Actinopteri; Pomacentridae. Bases 1614 to 2417 code for a protein of 267 amino acids. The record is from RefSeq and is a predicted model, not a curated record.
GGGCUGAAGAAAGACGCGGAGGCAACUCAACGACGAUGUUUAAGUGAUUAAUGGAAACCUCAUUAGGAACUGGAGAAAAGUCAAACUAUACAUUAUCCCAGAGUCUUGAGAAUAAAGAGGGGUUUCAGUUUGAAGGAGGAAUGUUUAAUGCGGGUUAACAGGAGUUUCAUGGGGAGGCAGUGAUGGAGGGAGACUUCGGGGGGGGCAGCUGAGGGCAAAGUAGUGGGAUAAUUGAGACGCUUUAUCAGGCCAAAGCUGCCAGACUCUGGCCAAUGUCCCCAUUUUCUACUGUAAGGAGAGUGAGAGGGAGAGAGAGAAGGGAAAACAAAUUGAUGUGGCCUUUUAUUUAUAGAAAGCUGAUGCUUUUAGUGGAAUUAGUUGCCUCGGACAAACACUACGACGCUACCGUAUACGGCUGUUUUUAGAGGGCCGAAAAGCAGCGUAAUAUGUUCACACGCUUCCGUGAACGGUCAUGUCUAAAAAUAGAGGUCAGUGGUGACAUGUUCACCUGUGUGUGCAUGCCGUGUGGGUUCAGCCAUGCUUGUUGGAUGAGAUUAUACAUGCGGGACAACACCGAGGUGAUGCGCUGCAGCCAAACAAAAGUCUUUCAUCAUCGCAUGGCUGCUGAGUUUGUUGCAUCCCUCCACCUCUGUGUAUCUCUGAAUGAAUAGCUGACCUGGGUAUCGCAGGGAAAAAAAAAUCUAAUUUGUGUUACAACAAAGGCUCCAAAUUUGACAGCGGAUUGAGGGCGGAUUGAUUGAGAGGGAGAAGGAGAUGUGAGGAGAGCAGCGAGGAUUAGUGUCAGAGGGGAAAUGAUGGUGACAAGAAACAGACAAGGAUGGGAGGAGAGCAAUUCUGAGAAAAACAUAAAGAUAAGAUGGAAAAAUGUAAAGAGCCAGGAAAACAUAACAGAAUGACAUAAGAUUUUGCCUGAAAGCAGAUUUCACGAAGGCUUUACAGACACUGAUGGCAGGAAGGGUUGUUUGGACAAAGCACCCCGGCAACAGGAGGAGUGUCCACCUGUGAUGAAGGGGAAAAGGUGGAAAAGGAGGAGGAAGGGAAGGAGAGAGAGAGGUCGACGAGUUACAGGUAGAUAACGCGAGAGAGGUAAAGUUCAGGAGGUAUAGAGUGUCAACUAAAGGAUCAGGAGAUAGCGAGCGAGGGCAGAGGUGCAGGAACUCAAUCCAGGAGUCAAGACUACAGCUGAUGAUAAAAACCUCCACACCUGCUCACACCAGGAAGGAGAUAUGGACGGGAGCAUCUGAAGAAAACACCUUUAGGACAUAAUAUAGGAGGAACAUUUCAACUUUUCCUGGACUCCCUUUAUUCAGUCUUUCAUUUCUAAAAUAAAACCUGGAAUAAACAAAAAAACUGAACCUGAAAUGGAGGAGAAUUUUUGACACAAUUUUUUUUUGUGAGAGAAACUGACAAAUCUGAUGACCUCUUCAUGUGACUUUUUGUUGGGGAUUUUUAAACAUUUUUUUUAACACAUUGAAUUAAAAGCAGCAACAGGCACCGCGGAAAGAAAAAGAGGAGAAUCGGGAAGAGCGAGGGUGAGGGAGGGGGAGGGGGAGUGAGGAAGAGAGAGAGUGUUGUGAGCCGGUGACACCGAGAUGUUCAUGCUCAUUCGAGAGCCGUCCGCCGGAGGAGGCGGUGCUGGAGCGAUGAGCGGGGCGAGUGAGAGGAGCGCAAAACAGGUGCAGGCUGCCAUCAAGAAGAAGGUGGAGAAGCAGAAGAAGCGGACCAACGAGCAGGGAGACAGUCAGCCCGCUGCUCCACAGCCUUCUCGUCAUCAGAAAGCCAGACAAGCAUCUCAGAUGAUGGCGGCGGAGGCAGCUGAGGACAGCGAGGUGCUGGACGAGACGCUGGAGGAGAUGAUGGAGGGGCCGCCGAGGAGGGAGAAGGAGAAAGAGACGGAGGUGGAGAACGUCGACCUGCUGCCCAUAGUGGACUCUGUGUUUGGACAGGACAGAGAGCUGAGACCAGAGGAGAUCGAAGAGCUCCGUGAGGCCUUUGUGGAGUUUGAUAAGAAUAAGGACGGCUACAUCAGUCACAAAGACCUGGGGGAGUGCAUGAGGACCAUGGGAUACAUGCCUACGGAGAUGGAGCUCAUCGAGCUGAGCCAGCAGAUCUGCGGAGGUAAAGUUGACUUUGAGGACUUUGUGGAGUUGAUGGGACCCAAGAUGCUGGCAGAGACAGCGGACAUGAUCGGAGUCAAAGAACUGCGAGAUGCAUUCAAAGAGUUUGACUCUAACGGCGACGGUCAGAUCAGUUUGAUGGAGCUGCGUGAGGCCAUGAAGAAACUGAUGGGAGAACAAGUGACCAACAAAGAGAUCAACGAGGUCCUCAGAGACAUCGACCUUAACGGAGACGGCCAGGUGGACUUCGAGGAGUUUGUGCGAAUGAUGUCCCGCUGACUGGUCCAUAUGUCAGAUGAGCUGCUGGAUCAAACACUACGCUGUGGUGAACUUACUUCAUUUGCUCUGAAGAUCAUGUGUGUAAAUUGAUAUUUUUCUAUAAAAUAUACAAAAGGGGAAAAAAAAAACAACUGCAGCUCUACAAUUAACAAGACUGCACACGUCUGAAUUUGAGGUGAAAUAUAAAGCAUUUGAACAGCUGUGAAACAUAUCAGAAGCUUCACAGUUCACAUUUACAACUUUCUGGGGUUUUUUUAGAUGUAUUUUUAUAUAUGAGUGUUUGUUCUCUGAGUGUAAAAUCUUGCUUGUAAAUUGUAAAAAAAAUAUUUUUUAAUCAAUAAAAUAUAUAAGCAUUGGA